AGUCAAAACUCAGGGAUCGAUUAUCGGGCCACUUGAUUGCUAAAUCAUUCGUUAUCUCUAGGCAGAGGUAAAGCAGAUACAAUGGCGGACACUGGCAACCCCAAACCCGCUCGCACUCGAACGCGGAAGAAGAAAUCAGCAAGGAAGGUAGUUGCUCCCGUUAAACCGACGAUUGUUCACACCAAGAGAAAGAAAAUCGAGGGAGAAGAUGGCUGGAUACAUAUUGUCGACAAACCGAGAACAAACCAACAAGAUGCUAAAGCCAAAAAGCAGCCCCUGCAAGGAGGCGAUUUCGAGCUCAAAGGCGUGAGUUACGUCAACCGUACGCUUGUAGAGAUGAAGGAGGAGUUUGAGCACUGGAAGAGAUCGUGGGAAGAGCGACCAACCUGCCAGGCACUGAAGGAGAAGAUGAAAGAUGUAGAGAAAGGAAGGCGGAUUGUGAAUGUGGUGGUUCUUGGUUUGGGGAGUUUACAAAGCGCAAGGAGGGAAGGGAGAAGGUCCAGUGCAACACAAUUGGCUGCUCUGCAAACAAUUGUUGAUGGACUUGAAAACGGUACCGAGAGGCAAAUAAUAUUCCAGGAUCCGCAAUUUACGAGGUUGGACAAAGAGUUACUCACGACUCUUGGCUACAAGAUAUUGGAGGAUCCUGAAGCUUUCGCAGAGGUUGUAGAAGGAAGUUUGGUCUAUGCUAUUCAUUGCUACGCACCAGUCUACAAGGCUGUUGCGCAGAGGCCGAGACCUGCUGUAUUGAUCGGGACGAAUGUUGGAAACUUUGUUAGAUUCGAUGCGUCAGAGGAUACCACUGCCAAGGAACUGGAAAAGAUGGUUGAAGGGUAUGAGGUGGUUGAAUUCCCUCAGCUGCGCCAUGACUUCUCGGAUACAAAGAUAUAUUUGCGACCUGCUGCCACAAUACAGAAUGCCGAAGUAGUACCUGGUCAACAAGAUACUACCGAAGCAAAGACCGAAGCGGAGCCAAUAAUAACAGAGACUGUACAAAUAGAGAAUACUCAAGUGGAAGCCACGCAAGGAGAGACCAUUCAAGCGGAUACCAUUACAGAAAAGCCCAUUGAGUCUAAAUCAACAAAUGCAGCACAAACGGAGACCAUUCCAGCAGAGACUACACAGAAAAAGACCACUCAGACGGAAACCACUCCAGCAGGGGCUACACAAGAAGAGACCCCCACCGCUGAAGUCAAUACAGCAGAAACCCAGUCCACACCAUCAAGCACAGCAACAGUCUGAACACACCGUUCUAGUUGAUGCUAGAAGACUUCACCACAGUCCCAAAAGCAUCCGCCAACUCUGCCAACGCAACCCUCACCAGCUCCUCCGCCUGCACCCCAGGGAUAUUCCUAUCCCCCACCGCAUCCUCCGCAACAAGAACAUCAUACCCCCUCUCAGCAGCCUGUCUCGCCGUAGUACUCACACAAACAUGCGCCAUAUACCCCGUCAACACCAACUUGUUCUUCCCGGUACUCUUUAAGUACUCCUCAAGAUCCGUGCCAGUGAAUGACCCAGGCUGCUGCUUGCUGAUAACCUUCUCGCCGCCCUUGGGCUCAAGCUCAGCGAAUUCUUGGGCGAGAUCCGUGUCGGGUGUGAAGACUGGGGCGCCGGCGGGGGUGUGGUGGACGAUGUGUACGAGGGGUGCGUUGGCGGCACGGUACUUAUCGAGGAGUGCGGAGAUGGCUUUGCGUGUUGAGGCGACGUUUUCGGUUUUGAGGUGGCCGGUUUCGUAUCUGUGAGUAUUGUGAGAUGGGUUGAGUUGAGAUGGCGGGGUAAGUUGACUUACUCAUUCUGCGCGUCGAUAAUGACGAGCACACUAUCCUUCGUGGAAGCCGUAGACGGGCCAACACCAAUCAAUUCUCUAAAAGCCUUUGCCAUUAUGUCUGUCUGUCUUUCUGUAUUAAACCAACGAAAUCACAUCUAUUUGCAAAAGUGAAAAGUUCGAGAUGAAAAUUGAAGGUUGUAGUUGUAAGAAACAAAUUGGUAUCCUGCGUGAUGUCGUAGGUACUUGGCUCUUUC
Molecule: messenger RNA, 2022 nt
Organism: Cadophora gregata
Lineage: Eukaryota; Fungi; Ascomycota; Leotiomycetes; Helotiales; Ploettnerulaceae
Exons: 2
Coding region: 82-1242 (386 amino acids)
Source: RefSeq, a predicted model, not a curated record